AUGGGUACUGGCAAGAAAGAGAAAUCGAGACGUAUUCGUGAAGGGAACACCAAAGAUGGUAAUAUUCGUGUGAAGGGUGAGAAUUUUUACAGAGACUCCAAGAGAGUCAAGUUUCUAAAUAUGUACACCAGUGGGAAGGAAAUCAGGAAUAAGAAAGGUAAUUUGAUUAGAGCUGCUUCCUUCCAGGACGCUACGAUACCUGAUGCGAGAGUGCAACCGGAUCGUCGUUGGUUUGGUAACACUAGAGUGAUAUCUCAGGAUGCCCUGCAGCAUUUCAGAAGUGCCCUGGGUGAGAACCAAAAGGACACUUACCAAGUUCUUUUAAGAAGAAACAAGCUUCCGAUGUCUUUGUUGGAGGAGAAGGACACAGAUGAAUCCCCAAACGCCAGAAUCUUGGAUACCGAAAGUUACGCUGAUGCGUUCGGGCCCAAAUCACAAAGAAAGAGGCCACGUCUCGCUGCAUCCAGUCUGGAGGAUUUGGUCAAAGUCACCGAUGAAGAUACUACCAAGUACGAGGAAAAACAAGUCUUGGACGCCACUUUGGGGUUGAUGGGGAAUCAGGAAGACAAAGAAAACGGGUGGACUGCCGCAGCUAAGGAAGCUAUUUUCAGUAAAGGUCAAUCCAAGCGUAUCUGGAACGAAUUAUACAAAGUCAUUGAUUCAUCCGACGUGGUGAUACACGUUUUGGAUGCAAGAGAUCCAUUGGGAACACGUUGCAAAUCCGUGGAGGAGUAUAUGAAAAAGGAAACGGCGCAUAAACACCUGAUUUAUGUUCUUAAUAAGUGUGAUUUGGUACCCACUUGGGUUGCAGCAGCUUGGGUCAAACAUUUGUCGAAGGACCGUCCAACAUUGGCGUUUCAUGCAUCUAUUACCAACUCUUUCGGUAAAGGUUCAUUAAUUCAAUUGCUACGUCAAUUCUCCCAAUUGCAUACUGAGAGAAAGCAGAUCUCCGUCGGGUUCAUUGGUUAUCCAAACACAGGUAAAUCAUCCAUCAUCAACACGCUAAGAAAGAAAAAGGUGUGCCAAGUGGCACCAAUUCCUGGGGAAACUAAAGUCUGGCAAUAUAUUACUCUUAUGAAAAGAAUAUUUUUGAUUGAUUGUCCAGGUAUUGUUCCACCUUCUAGCAAGGACACCGAAGAAGAUAUUUUAUUCAGAGGUGUCGUCAGAGUCGAGCAUGUCACCCAUCCAGAACAAUACAUCCCAGGUGUCUUAAAGCGUUGCCAGGUGAAGCACUUGGAAAGAACGUACGAGAUUUCGGGGUGGAAGGACGCCACUGAGUUCAUUGAAAUUCUGGCAAGAAAGCAGGGGAGACUAUUGAAGGGUGGUGAGCCGGAUGAGUCUGGAGUUUCCAAACAGAUUCUGAACGACUUCAACAGAGGUAAGAUUCCUUGGUUCGUUGUUCCACCUGAGAAGACAGAGGAAACCGAACUGAAGAAUAAAGAAGUUGAAAAGACAGCAUAG
This is a messenger RNA of Saccharomyces kudriavzevii IFO 1802, 1461 nucleotides long. It is a transcript of the gene NOG2, whose product is annotated as putative GTPase NOG2. Gene Ontology annotation, molecular function: GTP binding. Gene Ontology annotation, cellular component: nucleolus. The transcript is spliced from 2 exons. The record is from RefSeq and is a predicted model, not a curated record. NCBI's taxonomy places the organism in Eukaryota, Fungi, Ascomycota, Saccharomycetes, Saccharomycetales, Saccharomycetaceae. The coding region runs from base 1 to 1461 and encodes 486 amino acids.